AGCACCUAAGUUGUGAGGUUGUGGGUUCAAGUGAACGAGUAGGUCCAUGAUACAUCACUGCUGCUAGUGGGUCCACGUGUCAGGACAUGCACUGUUUACAUGGCCAGAAAAGGUUGUGGUAAAUUUGAAGAAAACUCUCGAAACAGAAUUGACAAUGAAUCUUUGUAUUGGUUCAUCUACCCGAUUCCAUCCGAUUCCGAUUCCCGUACGCCGCCAUAGCCGGAAACAGUUGGCUUUCAGACCAAGUUGUAGUCAAACGAAACAGAAGAAUAUAUGGCCGUCAGUUUCUGUCGCCCUCUUCGGCUGCGGUUUCGUUCUGGGCCCACUUCUCGACGGCAUCCACUCCAGGGUUAAUCUUGUCGUCUAUCAAAACGGAUCCAUUGAUAUCGGCCCUCUUCACACCAACAUCUGGGUUCCUCCAUUGCUUGGAUUGUUCUACACCACUGUUGGUCUGCUGCAACUUUUUCUCGAUCAAAAAUUCUCACUCACUCCCCCUGAGGAUGCUUUCCCCAAAGUUCUCGCUUCACUUGUAGCGCUGGUGGUGUUCUUGGAUUUAAGCGCUGAGUUGUACAAAGGUGGAGUUGAAGACAACGUGGAAGCCUACAUACUGUUUGCUGGUGCUGAGUUGAUGUGGUUAGCUCUGGACCGGUCUCGGCUGGGGUUCGCGCUGGCUUGCAUAGUUGGUCUUGCCUGUCCGCUUGCCGAGAUUCCUGUAAUGAAAUUGUUUCACCUGUGGUACUACCCGCAGGCGAAUAUUGAGAUUCUGGGGCAGGGUCUGGUGACUUGGACGCUCACUUGUUAUUUUGCCUACACGCCAUUCUUGAUUGCAUUGUCACGGUGGCUCAAGACGGUUGUAACCAAUGCAAUGGCCGAAAGGUGAAUUCGUCGAAAGAUAUGGGGGAGCAUAUAGAGCAAUCAAAGCUUAUGAGAGAUGAAGCCUCGGACAAGUGAUUCAUCUCUUGCAUCGACAAAAUGAUUACAUUCUUGUCUGAGUGUGGUGUUUUUUGUGAUUCGACAUUAGGUAACUAAUAACUUUGACGACAAAAAUUAAUGCAGAUUUCCUAAUGUACAUUAAUGUAAAUCAUAGUUUAAAACCAUGUUGCACUAAAUGUUUUAUGAAAUGGGAUUACUUGGAGUACAUUUGUAUGUCACAAGGCAGCGGUUGAAGACCAUACGCUUGUGGGACAUGAAACUUAAGUUAUGAGUUUGCUGGAUAGCAGAUGGAAACAAAACCAUAGAAGAACGAAUUGGAAAAACAGGAGGUGUAAACGUACGUCACCGUCCCUGUUUUCAGCGUGUUGCGUACCAACGACAUUGAUCAGUUGAAACUUUCUAUUUGGAUCAUUUCUCGUGUUUUCUUACGCUGAAUCUUACAAUUUUGUAGCGAUAAUGCAAGGGUAAAUAAGUGUGAUUAUAAUCGGGUGUAGGCUUUUAUUUUUUGUAGUUGUAUUCGACUUUGUUGAAUGAACGCGACCAUUGUAAUCA
Molecule: messenger RNA, 1485 nt
Organism: Helianthus annuus (common sunflower)
Lineage: Eukaryota; Viridiplantae; Streptophyta; Magnoliopsida; Asterales; Asteraceae
Exons: 4
Coding region: 155-880 (241 amino acids)
Source: RefSeq, a predicted model, not a curated record